Messenger RNA from Cherax quadricarinatus, 741 nucleotides. The record is from RefSeq and is a predicted model, not a curated record. NCBI's taxonomy places the organism in Eukaryota, Metazoa, Arthropoda, Malacostraca, Decapoda, Parastacidae.
UGUGUGUGUGUGUGUGUGGUGUCAACAAGUGUGUGUGGUUAUGGUGUGUCGCAGACAGCAACAGCAGCAGCAGCAGCAGCAGCAGCAGCUAGGCAGCAGCAGCUGCUCACUGACAUGGUUCCUGGUGGUUCUGGUCUCCCUGGUCCUUGUGGUCCAGGUCCAGACGUACCCUGGGUACGGAGACCGGCUGAGAAAUGGCCGCCGCUACCAGGGCCAGCAACUACCCCUCUCAGGUACCACCCCAGCAGACGACUACCUUGAUGACGACCUCGACUACUCUAGCCUCUACGACCACGACCCCUUCAGUCCUAAGAGAGAGCCGGAGCUCUAUACUUUUGACCAGACAGAAGACAGCAACAAGAACUUGCAGCAGAUCUUGCGAUCGUUCCGUCCUGUCGUUGGAGGAACGGCACCUUCAGAUCGUGUAAUUCCAUGGAGGAAAAUGGAGGAGGCGGCUCUGGAGGAACUGACGGAAGGCAUGGAGGCUACUGACAGAUAUCCUGCCGCUACAGGAGCCCAUCUUACACAGCUCUCCUUCAGCGAACCCAAGCAGAAGAGAGAAGCUUCGUGGCCGUGCAUCCUGUGGGUGAAGUUCUGUCCCCUGGGAUAAGCAAGUCUCCCCUGGGGAGGUUAAUGGUGUCCCUUUCUGCUUUAAAAAAUAAAUUUUCCCUUCAUCUUAUCCUCAUGAGAUAAAAUUUAUUACACUCUCUUCAACUGAGAUAGAAUAAAAUCCUCAUUUUC